AUGAAAAUUUUGGGAACUAAGUCCUUUAGAGGAGGAUCAAGCACGAUCAAAGCAGAACAAUGGCUGCAAAAUUUGGAGAAGAAUUUUGAUGCAACUCAAUGCCCAGAAGACUACAAGAAAGAUGCUGCCGAGAACUACUUGAAGAACGAUGCAAGAGAUUGGUGGACCAGCGUGAAGAAACACUACGGACAUAGGAAUCCAACAUGGACAGAUUUUCGAAGGGAGUUUGAAGCGAAGUAUUUUCCAUCGGAGGCUAGAGAUAGAUUGGAGACCGAGUUCAUGAACUUGGAACAAGGCGAGAAGAGCAUUCGAGAAUUGGAGUCAAAUUUUACUCAACUCCGAAGGUAUGUGUACCAAGGACGAGAAGAUGAAGUGGUUAUGGUUCGUCGCCUUAUGCAAGCACUACUAGCAGACAUCCGGAAUAGACUAAGGUCUGUAACUGACCAGCGAACCGAUGAAUUGGUUGAAAGAGCUGUGAACGUGGAGGAAAUAUUAAAAAGGGAGAAGAAAGCUAUGCGACAAAAACCGUGCGAAGAACAAAGCAAAGAUUAG
Molecule: messenger RNA, 552 nt
Organism: Camelina sativa (false flax)
Lineage: Eukaryota; Viridiplantae; Streptophyta; Magnoliopsida; Brassicales; Brassicaceae
Source: RefSeq, a predicted model, not a curated record